AUGCAUCAACCCCCGUUGAAGGAGAAGACGCGUAGCGUGAUCGUUGAGGGAACGACAUCAGAAAGGGAGGAAGAGCCACGAGGGCCCGCGAGGAGACUGAAGAAGAGCGAUUUCCCGCGAGACUGCCGGGGGUUGUUGCCCAGCCCCGGAGAAGCGGACAUCGGGCCCGGAUGUUCGCAAGGACGAGACGCCGGAAACGCUGCCACGUUGGAAGGGAAAAUAUUGACGGCCGUCAACAAGUUCCUUACGACAUCCCCUUUGGUUAACAAAGUCAAGUUACUAAUGACGAGACAGAGCAGCGGGACGGUUGGGAACGACGAGGAGCAAGAAGGGACGAGUAGCUGUUCUCCGAGGACGUCGACGGCCACGACGAUAACGAUGACGAUGACGGGAACGCCGACAACGACGACAUCCGCCAUGACAGCAACGUCAAUGGCGCUGCCAUUCGUGCCCGUAGAGUCAGAAGCAUCGGUAUCGUCCACGAUGGAGCAGCAACCACAUUACCGUUGGGCGUUCCAACGGGAUCGGGCUGAAGCGACCACUUCUGCGAUCGCUGCCACCUGCUCCAAGUUCUUCCCGGCUUCGUCGUCCACGGAAACCAACAGAUUGUCGACGAACGUACUCUUUUCUCUGCCUGCAACCCCGAAGAGAUCAACCCCUGUUUCGUCCACCAAGGCGCCUACCAUAUCCAAAUCACAAAUGAAAGAGUUCAGAGAAGCUUUCAGGCUGUUCGAUAAGGACGGAGACGGAAGUAUCACUAAAGAGGAACUUGGCAGAGUGAUGCGUUCACUUGGACAGUUCGCCAGAGCCGAAGAGUUGCGCACAAUGCUUCAGGAGAUCGACAUCGACGGAGAUGGAAACGUCAGCUUUGAAGAAUUUGUGGAAAUUGUGAGCAACAUCGGCGCGAGUGAAACCGCCCACACAGACCAGGAUCAGGAAGAGCAAGAGCUGAGAGAUGCAUUUCGGGUGUUCGAUAAACAUAAUCGAGGUUACAUCACCGCGUCCGAUCUUCGAGCUGUGCUGCAGUGCCUCGGGGAGGACCUGUCCGAGGAAGAGAUCGAGGAUAUGAUCAAGGAAGUGGACGUGGACGGGGACGGCCGAAUCGAUUUCUACGAAUUCGUUCACGCGCUCGGGGAGCCAGGGAUCGACGACGACGAGGAGGACGACGAAGAAGAAAUACUGUCCCCGGGCUACUAGGGUUUUACCUAUUCUCGUGUCUGUGUUAGAUAGAACGAAUUAACGACGAGUCAAAAAAACCAUGCGAAUCGCAAAGUUCAUCUUUUACCCUCUGACAUUCACUUUGUUGCGCGUCGCGAUUUGAAAUACGAGUUGACGUUCAGCAAACCAGCAUCCGGGUCUGUCCAUUUAUCGUUUGUCGGGUAAUAUCGUAGGAAGAAGAAAAAUAACGCAAGCGUAACGGAAGUACAAUCGAGCAGAGAAGAUUUCGAAAUUGGCGCCGACGCGCAAGAUGGUUACGCUUGGUGCCAAAAGGGUAUGCAACCCUCAACUCCGACAACGAGGUCACGGAACAAUUUUCUAAAUCCGAUGUUAUCUCGGCCCCGUGAUGCUCCUUAUUUUUGGUCAAUGUCAGAGGACCGUUUCGACAAGUCCUAAUCGCACCUACCGUCUAAGAUCCUCAGAUACUAUGCUUGACGCGAUUUUAUGUUACUUCGAUCGAUUCCUGUUACAUUUUAAAAUUACCUUCGAGCUUGUACACGUCUCCUGGCCGACUUUGAACGUAAUCGAAUCUAAAUUGAACGUAAAGGAUAUUCUUCGUCUGUCGUAGUAAUCAUUGCACUCUAUAUUCGCGUGUAACGUGAGCGAAAAGGAAACGAGAUGUUUCUCGUGUAACAUAAAAUCCCAGCAAGCUGUGCGCCCUUUAAACUUCCUUCUUUAACUGUGCUGAAGAGUAUCUACGUGUUCGAUGGAUUACGCGAUCCAGAAAGCGAAACAUCGGUAAGCGAGACAAAGGUCAUCUACGAUUUUCAUUUUCUUCGACGAAAUUGAAAAGAAAUUAUAUAAAACAUCGAUGUCGAAUGAUACGGAAGGACGGUAUUUAUUUAUACAGAUGCUUCUAGUAUUCGCUUGCCGAUUUUCUAAACGCGACCGGAUCGUAAUCAGUUUCUCCUUUUAAGAUAUGUGGAUUUUAUCGAUUUUACUCUCUUUCUCAAAAUCUAAUCUAAGUCACGUUGUAUUCCACACCUAAAAAUCACUGUAACUUAAGAAACAAUCAGCACCGCAGCAAACUCGAUCGAUUGCACUGCGUACGACGUUCGAUCGAUCGACGAUUGAUCGAUCGAACACUACCAGCAGAUUCUCCACCAUUUGGAGAAAGAAGACAACAAAAAAUAAGCAUUGGCGCGAUUCUUACACGCGCUUGGCACUAUUGAAAUCUUUCGAACGUACCCCCAAGUCUUUCUCGAGAUAUUUCGCCGAGAUUCGAUUAAAAGACGGGGCAUAAAGAACGUGAGGAAGGUUGAACGACUAUUUUAAAAAUCGAUCUUGAUCGCUUCGCUCUCCUUGAGCUUCGUACUGUGUACCUUGUAAACGAUAUUUCACUGUUACGCCGUAAAUAACAAGAGCCGCACGCUGUUUCAAAUAUUUUAAAGGGUCUAAUAAAUCUAAUAAACGAAAAA
This is a messenger RNA of Osmia bicornis bicornis, 2636 nucleotides long. RefSeq lists its product as uncharacterized. Gene Ontology annotation, molecular function: enzyme regulator activity; calcium ion binding. Lineage: Eukaryota; Metazoa; Arthropoda; Insecta; Hymenoptera; Megachilidae. The transcript has 8 exons. Bases 1 to 1197 code for a protein of 398 amino acids. The record is from RefSeq and is a predicted model, not a curated record.